AUGCUAUCGCAUCUCACACCAAUGCUCAUCUUUGUCGCGGCGCUUGCCACCUUAGCAGCUGCACAGUCGACUAGCCGCUUCGACGACCUCUUGGACGACCUUGCUGGUACUUGGAGUACCGGCAGUGGCGCUGUACGCACCGGUCCCAACUUCUGGAACCCACGCACGCAGCAGUUCAACGUUCCACCAUCCGCUGGACACUCUUUCAGUUUCACCAAGGAUGGCUUCUGGGAAGAGGCGCUCUUCCAGUGGUCCAACGAUCCAACAUAUCCGCACUGCGUCUCCGCCCUCCUCCUCUGGCAACACGGCAACUUUUCGCUCAACGCAAAUAACGGCACGCUCCGCAUGGAUCCCUUCUGGGGCGAUGGCUUCCAAUCCCAAUGGACAGGAUGCGAUACCACCUCAUCAGCAACCAGCAACAAUACGUUGGCCCCCGUAGCCUCCUACAACCAGGUGUACCUCUACCAGACGCCAGCAGUGUCCACCGACGCGCACUUUGGCGUUUCAAGUUGGAAGCUCGAAAUGGCCCAGUUGAGCGGCGAGCUGCUCAACCCCAUGUGGAAGGUGCUCAACCCACCAUCAAUGCUGCCUACCGACGUGCUCCACAUCAAGAGAUACGGCCUAGAAUGA
Messenger RNA from Mycosarcoma maydis (corn smut), 630 nucleotides. RefSeq lists its product as uncharacterized. The transcript has 4 exons. Lineage: Eukaryota; Fungi; Basidiomycota; Ustilaginomycetes; Ustilaginales. The record is from RefSeq and is a predicted model, not a curated record. The coding region runs from base 1 to 630 and encodes 209 amino acids. Gene Ontology annotation, biological process: 'de novo' protein folding. Gene Ontology annotation, cellular component: endoplasmic reticulum membrane; endoplasmic reticulum.